GUUGGGUGAGAAAGCGGGCAUUGAAUCCACGCCCACACACAGGGCCUCCGAAACUCGGUGCGUGGCCAUUCACUAAAUUCUGUUCAGUAGCGCGUGAGCAGCCCGCGUCUCCAGGAGUUACAGGUGGAGGUGGGAUAUUCGGAGUGCUGGCAUCUGUUUGGAUAUUACAAACGGGUCUCCAUGUAUCGCUCUUAUCACGACAAAGUAUCAGUUUUUGAGGACGGUUAUUUGUAAAUGUUUGGAGCUUGCAAAAGAAGAUGGUAUUAAUUCAAUUGCAUUUCCUGCAACAAAUGAUGCAGAAUUAGGACUCAGUCCAAGAAAAAUGGCAAAGCUUUUCACUGAAGAAAUGAUGAAUUUCAUUGAAAUGAACUUACAACGCGAGCUAGCUACUGUUUUUGUUGUGCUUCAUCACGAAGAAACUGAAAUGUAUGAGGCAUUUCUGCAGAUAUUCGCUGAAUAUAAACGAGAAUCUGAAGAAAAAGGAAAUCUUCCAGUAAUAACUGAUUCAAUACCUUUCACACUUGAGCAGGAAGAAAGAACUGAACGUUUCAUUAAGCUUUGUGGUAAAGAUUACCCUAUUCUGGAAUGUGCACAAUUUUGGAUUAAUAAUACCGUUCUAUCAUAUCAAGAACAUGUGAAUAUAGAAAAUAAAUCCAUCAUGUACUUCUCAGAAUCUGAACAUGAAAUCUUGUCAGCCCUUCAAAAUAAAGAUCAGAUAACCACGGCAGAAACAGUAAAUGAAGCGAGUGCAUGUAUUGAACUAAGUGGACCUCACUUUGAGAUUUUGCAUACAGCUCUCCAAAUAGAAAUCUUUCUUUGCACUCUGCAGGAAAAAAUGGUACAUUUGGGAGAAACUCAACUUCUGCAGGCUCUAGUACAGUGGAAUUAUUCAACAGGAGAUCAGCCAUUUCAAUAUAAUGACAAUAACAACUUUCUUUUAGAAAAGGCUUUCAGAGAUCAUAAAAAAAUAUGUUUUCUGGAAGUGAACGAUACUAAUCAGACAAUAUAUUUGCAAAGACUUUUGGGACUGGAUGAUCGAAGGGAUGAAUUUCAGAUUGAAAGAGUUGUUCAGGGGGGAGAGGACUACCUGAAGAAAUUACCAAGUUAUUGGGGCCCAACUGAUGGUUCCGUUUAUCGGAAAAUACCAAUGGAUAUUACCAAAACUGAAUUAAGAAAACGAGUCAAGACUUUUGCAGCGGCCGGUCUCACCGUUCUGAAGAUUGAACAAAUUCAGAAUCCUGUCUUGUGGACUUGCUACUUAAGGAAUAAAGCACCUUCGCAAGCUGAUGAAGAUGUUACCUCCUUGUAUCAUGCUAUUCCCAGCUACCUCUGCAACUUUGUCUGUAGGAUUGGAUUUCAAGAAAUGUAUUCACAAGAUCAUGGUAAUUAUAUUUAAUUCCAUAUAUAAACCUUAGUAGUAUCCUCAAAUGUUGUACUCAAGCAGUGGAAUUGUUUUACAUCUAAUAGUUGCUCUAAUCCAUUGAAACAAUAUUUUGUUAUGGAAGGAAAUGUUGUUGCCGAAUAAAGGUGGUUGAAAUCUUCAAAUUCCUAGGAGUCAAUAACACCCAGAACCACCUAUAUUGGAGCAAUGAUCA
Molecule: messenger RNA, 1595 nt
Organism: Leucoraja erinaceus (little skate)
Lineage: Eukaryota; Metazoa; Chordata; Chondrichthyes; Rajiformes; Rajidae
Exons: 6
Coding region: 323-1396 (357 amino acids)
Biological process (GO): negative regulation of gene expression; positive regulation of type II interferon-mediated signaling pathway
Cellular component (GO): cytoplasm; nucleus
Molecular function (GO): transcription corepressor activity; ubiquitin-like protein ligase binding
Source: RefSeq, a predicted model, not a curated record